UGCCCUUCAACCAUGAUGACCGAUAUCGUUAGCACCUGGAAGCUGGAGCAGUUUGUGCUCCAGAAGUGUCUCCCCGCAAUUUGGUCCCCGGGGUCCUUCCAGGGCCCGGAGGCGUACCAGCAGCUCUGCCAGCAGUGGGAGAGCUGGUCGGAGGAGAACAAAAAGCCCAAACCCACAAACAAGUGCAAGAAGCGAGCGGCUUUGCAGGGUUUGUUGAUGGUGGGCAGGGAGUUGUCCAGAUUGCUGAAGGAGGCUCUUGAGAACGUGCAGACCUUGGAGCAGGACAAGGCUGAGCUUAAAGUUCAGGUGGACAACCUGCGGGCAGAGGUGCAGGGUUUGUGUGGGGAUUCUCUGCGGAGCGCUGUAGAGAUCACCCGGCUGGAAAACAAGCUGGGGUAUGAGAAGCUGAAAACGGAGGAGCUGAAGAAGGAGGUUGGCAGGUGGAUCGGGGAGACCCACGACGCGCAGAGCGCGGUGCGGGCGGUCCUGCAGGACGUCCAGCGGGACCGGGGCACUGGCCCUGAUCACAAGGUAUGCCAUGCCAAGAUCCAGGAGCUGGAAGCAGAGCUGGGGGUGUCGAGGGGCAUUAUGGCUGCCAUCAAGGGCAAGAGGAGCCAGGUCGGGAAUGGGGAGGGGGAGGACUCCGUGGACACGCACCCACCCCACUAUGAUUAUGAGGAUGAUGUGUGGGGUGCCAACAGCCCCACCAGGCCAUCCCCUUAUGCUCCUCUGCGGGAGGAGGUGUGCCAGCUGCAAGCAGGGGAGGCAGAGGCUUCCAAAGACAAAAAGACCCCCCACGAUGAGCCGGUCAGUCACGUCCCACUGCAGCCCAUAGACACCAAUAGGGCUGUGCUCUGGUUUACCCCUGAGCAGCUCAAGACAGUGGGGAAGAUGCUGGGGCCACUGUCAAAGGAUACAGCCAUCAACUGGCUGUCCAGGGUCCAGCGUCUACCCAAGUGCCAGAGCGGCAACUUCGUGAGUGACCUGAUAGACGUUGUGAGAAAGUGCAUGAAACCAGAUGAUUUCGCGGCACUGCCGGGGGAUGUGCAGAUGGGCAAUGUCCAGGAUAUCAGGGACGUCCAGCUGGCCGUGCUGAAGGUGUUCUUCCCAGAGGUCAACCCCUUAGUACUCUUCCACCAGGAGAAGCAGAGCCCCGAGGAGCGGCCAGAUGCCUACAUUAAUCGUAAGAAGAUGCUCUACCAGAUGGCUGGGCUGCCUGGAUCGAAGGACUCCCCCCUCGACUUUGACAGGCCUGAAUUCAAGGAGCCACUGGUGGUGGGGCUGACACCCCCGCUGCGGGUGAUCGCUGGUGGGGAUGCAGCCAAAAAGCCGCUGUCGGAGCUGGAGCAGAUCCUGAACCAGAAUUUUGAGCUGCAAAAGCAGGCAUUCCCGGGGUACAUGGUGGGGGGGAAGAAAGGGAAAACCUCGGCCAUGCCUUUCCAAAAUGCAGGGAUGAGAAAAAUGCAAGGAGACAACCGAAAAGAUCUUGAUGGCAAAGGGGGCUUGGGGAAGGAGAACCAGCAAGGGAUGAGGUUUCAGAAGUCCAACCCUUGGCGGGCUGAGCUGAGGAAGCGCUUGAUAAAAUACGAGAAACAGGAGGACAUUGAUGGCUUGCCAGAUGCGGAGCUCUUCCAAAAACUGGCCCUGCAUGAGGCCAAAAAGCACAGCAGCUCCCACCUGAUUGACCCGGGGUCUAAGGCUCAGCAAUAGGGCUGCCAGGCACCUGCGUCGCCCCUUUUUGUG
Molecule: messenger RNA, 1743 nt
Organism: Neopelma chrysocephalum (saffron-crested tyrant-manakin)
Lineage: Eukaryota; Metazoa; Chordata; Aves; Passeriformes; Pipridae
Exons: 1
Coding region: 13-1710 (565 amino acids)
Source: RefSeq, a predicted model, not a curated record